CACACACACACACACACACACACACACACACACACACACAGAACAAUGAACUGACUGCCGAGAACAGAAAGUAUGAACACAUGAAGCAAUGACAACAUGAGGAGGCCAAGAGACACCGACUGUCUGUAGAUGACAGGAGAGAGAGGUGGAGGAAGAUGUUGAGAUGCAAGAUGUUGCUCUGGCAGCUCGCUCUCCGCUUAUCUUACCAUGUUGUUCCAGCCAGUCUGUGUUUGGGGGGAUCGGACAUCUUUGUGUCGAUCAGAGAGAACAGCCCGAUGGGUCAGUUCAUCUCUAACCUCAGUAUCAGAGGAGAACCAAGAGAUAACACCAUCCGCCUGUGUCUGACUGGAGACAGCGCCGACUGGUUCUACCUGGAGGGUCGGACCAUCAGACUCAACGCCUCUGCCUCCAGAGUCCUCGACCGAGAGGUUCUAGGAUCGGUGCUAAUCGCAGAGCUCACCUGUUUCCAGGACGAUGUCAUACAGGAUGCUAACAGCCCUUCCUACUUUCAUCACAUCAACCAUCUUAUCACUUGGUUUGACAGCAGUUACCUUGAUCUGAAUGUCAGUAAGACCAAGGAACUGUGCUUUGGAGGAAAGAGGGGAGCAGGCAACAGAGAACCUAACAGAGAACCUAACUUUAUGCCCAUCACCAUGAAGGGGAAGAAUAUGGAACAGAGUCGAUUCAGGAUUGUUGUGGAGAUUUUGAAUGAAAACGACAACAGACCAAACUUCCUGCAGGAGACCAUUCAGCCGUUCAGCAUCAGUGAGCUGACGGCGGUGAACUCUGUGGUUUUUUCGGUGAAGGCUGUCGAUGCAGACGGAGACAUGAUCAGUUACAUCAUCGACCAAUCAUCGCGUGAUGCAGACUUCUUCAGGAUCGAUCUGCCGAACAGCGGGAACCUGGUUCUGAACAAACCUCUGGACUAUGAGAGCAGAACGGAGCUGCAGCUGAUCCUCUGGGCCCAGGAAGCCAACACGGUGGAGAAGUUCAACACGUCAGCUGUUCUGAUCGUCAACAUCGAGGACCGAGACGAUCUGUAUCCGCACUUCCUGCCCUGCACACCUGUCUCUCCUGGACUUCCUGUCUGCAUGAACCCCACCUACACCACUAACAUCACCCAGAGACACCAGGAUGCAGUCCUGGAGUUCUCUCCUGGACCAAUCAGAGCAGAGGAUGGAGACAGAGGAAUCAACACUCCUCUGAUCUACAGCAUCCUGUCAGGUGCAGAUCAGGGCAGGUUUGAGAUCAAUAACAGGACCGGUGAGAUCAGAAUAACCCGAGCUGUCAACGACCGACGGCGGGAGACAAACUUCACACUCAGCAUCAUGGUGUGUCAGGAGGACGACCGGCUGAAGUACAGCGUGGCGCUGGUUCUGGUCCGAGUUCUGGCUCCGAAUGCGUUCCCACCGGUCUUCAACUCGAGCACCUUUAAAGGGUUCAUCGUGCAGAGCUCUAGCCCCGCCUCCAUCGUCUCCACCUAUGGGAACCAGGUGUUACUAAUCCAGGCGACAGACACAGACUUCUCCAAUGGCCGGAAUCCAAACAUCCACUACUCCAUCCAGCCUUCAUCUGGACUGUACCAAAUCACCCAGGGGGGAGUUCUGAUCGCCAGGACGGACCAACUGCACGCCUUCGACAGACACAUCCUCCAGGUUGUAGCCAGAGACGAAGAGUCAGGAGAAGAAGCUUCAGCUUCAGUGGACGUUGAAGUCCUGCAGAGAGGACAAGCAGUGCCUGACGGUGCGUUCAGGGAGCAGCAGUAUUUCGGAGAUGUGGACCGCAGACUGGCCGGAGGAAUUGCAGCGUCGAUGCUGCUCUUGUUUCUGUCAGCUGUUCUGUGUCUGCUGCUGCGGAUGCUGAAGAGACGGCGGCGACAGAGACACGAACACGAACACGAUCACGAACACGCAGCCGUCGGGAAACAUCCCAACGUGGACGAGUCUUCGUUCCGAGAUCAGAGACAGAGUUUCCACGGCCGCCAGGGAGUCUACACCCGGAGACUUUCCUUGCUUCCUCCUCCAUCUUCAUCUUCAUCUUCAUCAGCUCUGCUUCCUCCUCCUGCAGCAUCUUCAUCAUCUUCAUCAUCAGCCCUGCUUCCUCCUCCAUCUUCAUUUUCAUCAGCUCUGCUUGUUCCUCCUGCAGCAUCUUCAUCAUCUUCAUCAUCAUCAGCCCUGCUUCCUCCUUCAUCUUCAUCAUCUUCAUCAGCCCUGCUUCCUUCUGCAGCAUCUACAUCAUCAUCAGCAGACAUCGUCAGCGGGUCCAGGUUCCACUCUGAUCUACUUCCUGUCACAGAAACACCCGAGAGUUGAGAUGAUGAUGUCAGAGAGUUGAGAUGAUGAUGUCAGAGAGUUGAGAUGAUGAUGAUGUCAGAGAGUUGAGUUGAUGAUGUCAGAGAGUUGAGAUGAGGAUGUCAGAGAGUUGAGUUGAUGAUGUCAGAGAGUUGAGAUGAUGUCAGAGUUGAGAUGAAGAUGUCAGUGAGUUGAGAUGAUGAUGAUGUCAGAGAGUUGAGAUGAUGAUGUCAGAGAGUCCAAAGAUGUUCAUUAGGAAGGAAAAGAAAUUAAUUCACAUAUGUAUUGUGAUUUUUAAAAUCCCUAGAAUGUAUAUUUCUUAUUCAUGAUUCUACCAAUGAUUGAGCUAAAUAUGUUGUUUCUACGGUAACGCUGACGAUGACUUCAUCAUAUCUUCUUUACAAAGUAAAUAAAUGUCAGACUGACUGAUGA
This is a messenger RNA of Perca fluviatilis (European perch), 2723 nucleotides long. RefSeq names its product cadherin-related family member 5. Gene Ontology annotation, biological process: multicellular organism development; adherens junction organization; cell morphogenesis. Gene Ontology annotation, molecular function: calcium ion binding; cadherin binding. NCBI's taxonomy places the organism in Eukaryota, Metazoa, Chordata, Actinopteri, Perciformes, Percidae. Gene Ontology annotation, cellular component: catenin complex; adherens junction; membrane. The coding region runs from base 156 to 2312 and encodes 718 amino acids. The transcript is spliced from 16 exons. The record is from RefSeq and is a predicted model, not a curated record.